CAUUUUGUUACCCAACGGGCCUUGCAGUUUAGAAGCCCAAAUUUCAAAAUUCGGGCUUGGACAUGCCCAUGUCAGCCCGACUCACUUUCUCUUCAUCAAUAGAAUUUGAUCACCAAUAGGCAAUAACCACUCUUCUUGCGCUAUUGAGCAUCAAUCUUGGAAAUUAAUCAGAAACUUCAGAAUUAAUGAACCAGCUUCUGAGACAAUGUUCACGCGGAGGGUUCAGGGGUUUCGCCUCGCAGAGCGGAAAGGGGCAAAAUCUGAAGAUCGAAGGGGUUAAGGACAUAAUAGCUGUUGCUUCUGGCAAAGGUGGCGUCGGCAAGUCCACAACUGCUGUUAAUUUGGCUGUUUCGCUUGCAAAUAAGUGGCAGCUUAAGGUUGGGCUGCUGGAUGCUGAUGUUUACGGGCCAUCCAUUCCGACGAUGAUGAAGCUCCAUGGAAAGCCUGAAUUCAGUGCAGAUAAGAAAAUGAUCCCAAUAGAAAACUAUGGCGUCAAAUGCAUGUCGAUGGGGUCCCUGGUGGCAGAAGGAGAGGCGCUUGUCUGGAGGGGUCCUAUGGUCAUGAAAGCACUUGAACAGAUGACAAGAGGAGUUGAUUGGGGAAUGCUAGAUGUUCUUGUGGUGGACAUGCCACCUGGCACCGGUGAUGCUCAGAUUUCCAUCUCGCAGAGAUUGCAAUUGUCAGGAGCCCUAAUUGUGUCGACUCCUCAAGAUGUUGCCUUAAUGGAUGCUCGAAGAGGUGUUAAAAUGUUCUCCCAAGUGAACGUGCCAAUUUUAGGAAUCGUGGAGAACAUGAGCUAUUUUAAAUGUCCGAGCUGUAAUGAGGCUCAUUACAUUUUUGGAAAGGGUGGAGCUCAAAAGACAGCCGAUGUAAUGGGCAUGAGGUUUCUUGGCGAGUUGCCACUGGAGACAGGAAUAAGAAGUGGUUCUGAUGAAGGAGUGCCCAUUGUGAUAUCCAAUCCCGAAUCUUUUGUAUCAUUGGCCUAUGGUGAUAUCGCCCAGAAGAUAGUCAGCACACUCGAGAUACUCAACCAGCCAUACUCGCGUCCUGAAAUAAAUCUUUAAGUAUGGCUUGUGUCCAGUUAAGUCUUCAACCUUUCUAGAUGGUGGCACACACUUGCUACCACAUGGGCACCCUCAUUCCCAAGCUCCUAAAGACCUAAAGCACGGUAAGUAGAUUCACUUUGAUGUCUCUUUUCACUUGGAGAAUAAAUCGAGUUUGUUCUUUUCCAUUUCCUCUUUCUUCGCCACAGUUUUGUUCAAAGCAUCGAACAUCUUAUGCAACUUGUGUUUUGUAUGUGGAACGAGGGAUGUCGUGUUCGUGUUUCUCAUUUGGUAGGUUCUUUUUCGUGUAGAAAGAAUGAUGAGAUUAUUGGAAUAACACGUGAACAAAGUAUGGUCUUGAAUGGAGAGUAUAUAUUCCUGUAAUGUAGUUUAGUGAUGUGUGUUACAGGGCAAAAGGAGAAAGUAAGAAUUGGUGCUUUUAUUUAAUGGUUGAGAUACAAUGGAAUUUAACCAACUUGUUCCA
This is a messenger RNA of Salvia miltiorrhiza (redroot sage), 1527 nucleotides long. RefSeq names its product iron-sulfur protein required for NADH dehydrogenase, mitochondrial. The record is from RefSeq and is a predicted model, not a curated record. Bases 186 to 1064 code for a protein of 292 amino acids. Lineage: Eukaryota; Viridiplantae; Streptophyta; Magnoliopsida; Lamiales; Lamiaceae. Gene Ontology annotation, cellular component: mitochondrion. Gene Ontology annotation, molecular function: 4 iron, 4 sulfur cluster binding; ATP binding; ATP-dependent FeS chaperone activity. The transcript has 8 exons. Gene Ontology annotation, biological process: iron-sulfur cluster assembly; mitochondrial respiratory chain complex I assembly.